Xylaria bambusicola is the source of this 2463-nucleotide messenger RNA. RefSeq names its product HET-domain-containing protein. The record is from RefSeq and is a predicted model, not a curated record. The coding region runs from base 303 to 2369 and encodes 688 amino acids. The transcript is spliced from 3 exons. NCBI's taxonomy places the organism in Eukaryota, Fungi, Ascomycota, Sordariomycetes, Xylariales, Xylariaceae.
UCGAUAUUUAUAAGUCUUACUCAUGUAGCCAUGUAACCCCACCACCAAUCGUUCACCCUUCGGUUCCGAAUAUACGCCGUGCCAAUUGGGGUCGGUAAAUGCAGGGUGGCAGUCGGCGCUAAGCCUCCCAAUGAGGUGGCAUGGAUUAUUGCAUUAAUAGAACAAGGGUACCUUUUACUUUAUGAUUGCACUUCUGGUCAGCUGCAGCAUCACGCUAGGUAGCCAUGAAGCACAUCUCUACCUCCUUUGUAUUCUCAACAGGGUCGCUAGAAUUACGAGUGAAUACGCUCUAGAUUGCGAGCAUGGCCCUAUGCCAGCACUGUGAUCAGUUCGAUAUCCAGUCUCUGCUCAAGCCAGGGUCGACUCUCAGGUUCAACUGUGUCGAUGUCAAGGCCGCGAGUGACGCUGGCUGCGAGUUCUGUAGCUUCUUGUACCGUCGUGUUCAUAGGUUAUUGAACUCUGUAAGGGCACGGAAAGAUUGGCGCGGGCCGCUUUAUAUCCAAUUAUCAACAGAUGAAAAGGAUUCAGCAUCCAAGAAGAGAGCACACGAAGCACAUACUGUCCAAGUAGAUCGUCUCUAUAUUAGCGUUGUGCCGCGCGUGUAUUUACAUUCUCAGUGGCUCGACUCGCCGGACUGGCCGGUGUCACCCAACGCCAAUGUUCUCGGUGUUAUUGCAGAUCCAGGGAGUCCAGCCGCGAGAAGCGGUGAUGUCACAGGUCGCCUUCGAGACUUGAAGGAGAAUAACUGCGCGGAAGUUAUCUCUGAAUGGCUGGCGAGCUGUCUCCAGCAUCCCAAAUGCAAGGAGACAGCAUCGGGUACACAAUUCGAUGUCUGGAACCAACCCCUACCGACACGCUGUGUCCACAUCGAACCCGAUGGUAGUGGAAAAAAGCUUUUCCGUCUGCGUGAGACAGGAGGACAGCCUGGUACCUAUGUGACACUGAGCCACAGAUGGAACGGCCACACCACACUCGCUCAGACAACUACUAGCAACUACAACAGAAGACUCGCCGGCGACUUUGGCUUUCUUCCGGUGGUCUUCCUCGAAGCCAUGGACAUCGCAUUGGCCCAGGGUAUCCAGGACAUCUGGAUCGACUCGCUUUGCAUCAUACAAGUAGGUGAUGGCGGAGUGGACUGGGGCAGAGAGGCUGUUCGUAUGGCAGAGUAUUACCAGCACUCCGUUUUUACGAUCAUGUGCGCCGUGAAUGCCCCCUUCAAUGGAAUGUUCCGCCCCCAGCCACCUAUGAACCUAAUUCGUCUGCCUUACCGAGAUGAGCAAGGUUGCCACAGCGGUUAUUUUUUUGUCUUCGAUCGCCACAGUACGCGAAUUACCUACUUAAAUUUUUCCGAUGUAUUCAUGCGCGGGUGGGUUUUCCAAGAAUGGCUACUUAGCCGUCGCCUCGUUAACUUCACCGAUGUGGGCAUCUUCUUCUCAUGCCAGAGCUCUCAGCCCUUAUACGAAGAUCUCACCGAGGUCAUGCUGGGACUUGAAGGAAAUGCCUUUGAAGGCCUUAAACCCUUCUUCAAUAACCGGGCGCCAGUUGGGGAGUUGUGGUAUCGUCUGAUAAAUCGUUACUCGGGCUUGCACCUGACUAAGAAGGAAGACCGACUGAUAGCUAUUGCGGGAAUAGGGGAGGAGUACCGCAGAAUCCUGAUUGUACAGAAAGAGACGGAGCUGAGAUACGUCGCUGGGCUUUGGAUGUGGGAUAUACACCGCGGCUUGCUUUGGCACCGCCUGAGACACCCACUCGGUACUCUGCUUUCGACACAGCCGACAGGGCCUUCGUGGUCUUGGACCUCCGCUACGUACGUAGUAGAUUGGUAUCACCCGAAAUUAACCUUCACGUAUCGCGCCAAGAAAUGUACCAUCGAGCCACUUGAAGAAACAGACAGUAAGCACCAACUGCGACUUGCUAUCAAGGGUAAAUUGCUCCCCGUCGUCGUGCGGCAGGAAAUCCCCUGGGAAGGAGACAGUGCGCAAGUCAUUCGGCCUAUGACUGGCACCGCAUUCCUAUCCAAACCAGAAUCUAACAAAGUACCUCUAUUUCGGGCGGUGUGUUCUGUUCGAAAGCCCGAGCUUAUCGCUGGAUGGGGUUCGUUUGAGGGCGAGGGCAUUCAAGCGAGGUUGGGGUCAAGCGCAGGCAUCAGCGUGUUUGCCCUACUCGUUCAAUCACGGUAUCGGUUCAGUAACUCCGAUGCUGCCCUUGGACGGGUAACGCCUAUCCUUUCUAUAUACGACGUCUUAUUCUUGGACCCCGUCGCUGAUAGCGAGAGGAAAUACUGCCGUGUGGGGGCUGGGUGUCUUUUUGAACGUGAACUAUGUAGGGAAUUCUCACCUCUGUUAGCAGCUGACAUUGAAUUAGUGUAGCUAUUGGCAAAAGGAGAAUCUUUGUCUCUCUUAUGGGCCUGAGCAAAGAAGCUGUUUAACCUAGUAUUCUAACCCUCAAUUCAAUUUUCGAUUU